AUGUCAUCUUUAUUCACAAGUGACGAACCAUCCGGUGGUAAGGUUCCAUUACUGGAAUCUACCAACUAUUAUUCAACCGUAGGCGCAUCUACCACCACACCAUCGAAAUCAACCAAAAUCAAACCCACUUGCUUAUCAACACAGACACCUCCAAGCGCAAGUACUAUUGGUACCAGUUCCAUCAAAAAACUGAAUCAAGGCCCAUUUAAUACGUUUGGAUUCAAUACUCCAUUACGUACUACUCAUUUAGAUCCAACAAUAUUAUCAACUAUAAGCUAUGAUCUGAGUUUGUACAGUAUGCAAUCUACAUAUUUGUCACCAGCAUCUUCAUCUCCACAACAACAACAACAACAGCAGCAGCAGCAGCAGCAGCAGCAACAACAACAACAACAACAACAACCACCAUUGGCAGACAAAUCUGAAAAAGAAAAGGGAUCACCACCAACUAAGAAAAAAAGAAACAGAUCAACUACAACUGAAAAUGAAUCUACAACUCCUUACGAGACAAGCACCACAAACAAUACUUCAUCCAUUAGUAAACCUUUUAGUUUAUAUUCCGAAGAGAAACCUCCUUAUUCAUAUGCCACACUUAUUGGCAUAUCAAUCUUGUCUCACCCUGAAAAAAGAUUAACUUUAUCAAAUAUUUAUCUGUGGAUAUCUGAUACAUUUAGAUUUUACAAAAAAGAAGAUGUUGGCUGGCAGAAUUCAAUAAGACAUAACUUGUCACUAAACAAGGCAUUUGUAAAAGGAGAGAGAUCGAAAGACGGUAAAGGCCAUUAUUGGUGUAUAAAACCAGGAUUCGAAGAACAAUUUUUGAAAAGUAGAAGUGUCAAAAAGUCUUCGUAUCAUGAAGUCAUGGAUCAACUAAACUAUGCCACAAAGAUGAAUGCGGCAAUGGCUGCAGCGGAAGCCACUACUGCUGCUGCUGCUCAAAAAUCGAAUAGUCAAACACAAGUGAGUGAAAACGUGGAUGCAAAAUCUCUGGAGAUGGCAACUACAUCUAAAAAAAAGACUAGAAAGAAGCCAAUCACUCUAAUGUCUUCACCAACUAUAUCUUACAAGAGACCACUUGAAGAAGAACAAUACUCCACUAAUUCUGAGGACAAUGAUGAUGGCUAUGGAGAAGAAGACAUCACUAUAUUGGAUCCGCCAAUCAAAAAAUUCAAGUCCCAAAGAACUAGCCAUGAUGAUGAUGAUCAAGACGAUCUGUUAUUACAAGUAUCUUUGAAACUGAAGUCAGAUAAUAACAACUAUUCAUUAGAUCUACCAUGGUCAGCUGAUACUUUAUAUUCUCAAUCACCUACUAAACUACCACCCAUUUCCCACCUUACCAAUUCAGUGUUGUCAACUCCAAAAGCAACUCCUAGAAGCAACUCAUGCAAAGGGGGCAACUACUACAACAGCAACAACAUCAACAACAACACUAUACCCCAAUUUCAUAUCACUGAAUCCCCCGAAAAUAUACUCGCUGGAAAAAACUUGACAUUUACGUCAUCAUUCAGCUGCAAUUCAAAUUUUGAAUUAUCACCAUUGAGAACAAGUGAAACUGGCCCACUAUUGGAACCGGUAACACCAGCAAAUAACAACUCCAAAGCAAGCCUGCUGUACCACAUAGCUCAAUUUGCUCCACUGCAAUCGCAAUCGCAAUCGCAACCGCUGCUGGUGAAACUGGCACUGCUGCAUUAUCAACUACAACAUGGCAAUAGCAUAUUUGGAUCGACUUCAAAACAAAUGUUUAUCUUGACAAGGACGCCCAAGUCUACCACCACGCCAUUACGCAAAACGCCAACUACAAAUUCAAUCAUUUCGUAUCUUGAAGAAUACUUUAGUCCAUUGAAUGAGAAUCAACUAAGUAUACAACAACAGCAGCAACCACAAAUACAUCAAUUACAUCAAGCUAGUAACAUACACAUUCCUGCACUGCAUCCAUUACAUUAUGUACAGACUCCACCAUCAACAAGUGCAAGUGCAGCAGCCUCGAGUUCGUUAUUGAUGCAACUGACGUUGUUGUCAGAUUCUACAUCAUCGUCGUCAAGUACUUCCAGUACAUCAUCGCAUCUGAAGUUGAAUAAUGUGGUGGCAAGCAGCACCAUGAAGAAUGAUGAACACGUUGAUGAUGAUGACGUUGAUGAUGACGAUGAUUAUGAUGAUGACAGAUAUUCCGCUUUCAAAUCGAGUCCAAUUUUGAAACGUGGAUUCAGUGAGUCCAAGAACAAGAAUUUGACUCAAAAAUUGGAGAAAUUGCAACACGAGCUGUAA
This is a messenger RNA of Lodderomyces parapsilosis, 2259 nucleotides long. RefSeq names its product Hcm1p (gene HCM1). The transcript has a single exon. Gene Ontology annotation, biological process: regulation of transcription by RNA polymerase II. NCBI's taxonomy places the organism in Eukaryota, Fungi, Ascomycota, Pichiomycetes, Serinales, Debaryomycetaceae. The record is from RefSeq and is a predicted model, not a curated record. Gene Ontology annotation, molecular function: RNA polymerase II cis-regulatory region sequence-specific DNA binding; DNA-binding transcription factor activity, RNA polymerase II-specific. Bases 1 to 2259 code for a protein of 752 amino acids.